Molecule: messenger RNA, 3363 nt
Organism: Pygocentrus nattereri (red-bellied piranha)
Lineage: Eukaryota; Metazoa; Chordata; Actinopteri; Characiformes; Serrasalmidae
Gene: aanat1
Product: arylalkylamine N-acetyltransferase 1
Exons: 3
Coding region: 311-934 (207 amino acids)
Cellular component (GO): cytoplasm
Molecular function (GO): aralkylamine N-acetyltransferase activity
Source: RefSeq, a predicted model, not a curated record
GGCUCUCAGCGGCCAAGCAGCGCUGAGCUCCGCGCGCGCGCCCACACACCUGAGUGAUGUAAAUGUGAUUAGUGCGCGCGCGGUGUGAGAUAUGUGUGUGUGUGUGGGGGUGUGUGUGUGUGGAUUUGUUCCUGAAGCGCUUGGUGAGCUCCCGGUGCGUAACGGCGCUUAAGCGCGUGACGGCGGCUAUAAAGGCGGUGCGCGCGGCGCACUUUCACACACGCGCAACGACCCGGUGAGACGCACACGCGGCACACACGCUGACUGUGACUCGCAGUAACAGACAGACAGACAGACAGACAGCAAGGAGAUGUCCGCCGUCAGCGCGCUCCCCUUCUUCCUGAAGCCCCUGCACGCGCCCCUGGACUCUCCGGUGUCUCCGGGCCGCCAACGCAGACACACACUGCCCGCCAGCGAGUUCCGCUCCCUCAACACCGAGGACGCCACGAGCGUGUUCGAGAUAGAGAGAGAGGCCUUCAUCUCUGUGUCGGGAGAAUGCCCCCUGCAUCUGGACGAAGUGCGCCACUUCCUCACCCUCUGCCCUGAGCUCUCCUUGGGCUGGUUUGUGGAAGGCAGGCUGGUGGCCUUCAUCAUCGGCUCACUGUGGGACCAGGACCGCCUGACCAACGACGCCCUGACCCUCCACAAGCCUCAUGGCACCACGGUCCACAUCCACGUCCUGGCGGUCCACCGCACCUUCCGCCAGCAAGGCAAAGGCUCCAUCCUGAUGUGGCGGUACCUGCAGUACCUGCGCUGCCUCCCCUACGUGCGCCGGGCCGUCCUCAUGUGCGAGGACUUCCUCGUGCCCUUCUACCAGAAGUCCGGCUUCAAGGUGCAUGGCCCCUGUGAGAUCACCGUGGGGCCGCUCACCUUCAUCGAGAUGCAGUGUCCCGUGCGUGGGCACGCGUUCAUGCGCCGCAACAGCGGCUGCUGAGGCAUCUCCCGCUGUUUGUUUUGGGCUUAGAUGCCCUUUUGUCACCCCGAAGGCCAAGCAGUCAAGUGGAGGGGCAGCUUUUCGUUGUGGUGUAGGCCUGCUGUGCCGUGUCUAAGUGCUUGUCUGCUUUUGUGAGCCAUGGCAUUGGUGUGCGCUAUAGAUGGGGGCAAAAGAGCUUAUCUGGGGAGGGGGGGCUACGUUCAUUAGAGAGAUAUUCUAGUUCAUUUUCUCUAAUUGAGUUUUUGCAAUGAUUUUAGGUUUAGCACUGCUCAGAGUUUAUUUAUCUUUUGUAUUUUUUAUGUUAAAUUAUUUAUUGAUCGCAUUUGAUUAUUAUUUUUCUAUCACUCAUGAACCUUUUUUUAAUAUAGUGUUAAGGCAGUAGGUCAUGCACAGCAUACAGUAUUCCAGUUCUCCAUUAAUAAAGAAAGGGUUCCUCGGUGUACAGUCGCAUGUGGACCGUGGUUCGAGAAGGUUGGCUAGGCUGUUGCUUGUCUUGUUGCUCUAGAUGUGUCUAUUCUGUGGAAGCAUUAAAAUAGCAUCAAUUUGACACUCUGUUACUGUGGUCUCUUCUGAGUGAAGACCCAGAGAAUGAUUGCAAAGUGUGUAUUCAAACAAUGCAGGAGGUCAUAUCAUAUCUCUAAGAAGGACAACACAUGGGACAGGAUCUAAAUCCUGCUUUUCUUAACUCUUUGCAAAAUAUAUUAAGAUUGUAAAGCCAUGAGAGCUGCACAGACACUGUUUAAAGAAGUUUUCUUACUAGGCUGAAGGAUCAGUGCUAUUUAGAUGUGAAUGAGCCAAACUGCUCAUAAGAGUAAGGCCCCAUCCCAUUUCUUAUUUUUACCCCUAUCCCUUGUUCUCGAGGGUCACCUUGCCUGUUGGAACCGAGUUACAAGGGGUAGUGGUUGAAAUCCUUCUUAUGAAAUGGUACCCUCAAAUAAAAAAGGAUAUUACUUCAUUAACAGGCUACUAGCGCUGCUCUGUAGGCGACCCUGCCAGUCUGCAGUGACAGCAGAGGAGGGUAAAGUUUAGGACAUUUAGCAUUUAGGGCAUCAUCUGUCUUCAGAGAGGGGGACACGACAAUUAGUUAUUACUGCCCACCACUAAUUCUUCAAUGAUAUGAAGCUGAAGUCAUCUAUUCGCCAGCUUCACGUUCAAAUUUCCCGUUCCACCUUAAAUGAAGCAACAGUUACAUUCUGGCGCCUCAAGCAUCCAGUACUGCUGGACUAUUUUAAGGUGGAACGGGAAGUUAGCUAGCUAGCUACCGAGACGUUAGCAUACUAUUAGCGAUUUUGUAUGCUUGUUAUGAAGAAAAGGCCAUAAUAUAUUGAAACGACAUUAAACUAAGACAAAACGACGGUUAUUGUAAUUUUCAAUAGAGAAAAUACUCAGAUUUAUGUGUUUUUGUGUCGCUUGUGCAGCCAUAUUGCUGGUUUUCUAACUGUGCUAAGCUACCUUGUCGAAACGACCGCGUAUUUUUACGUAGUGCUGCACAUAAAACUGUAGGUAGGGUAUUUUGAUGGCCAUCAGUCAACAUUACCGACAUUAAAAGCACAAUUAGGAUAUUUCUAUCGUUAAUCGCCUUAUUGGGCAUUAAGUAAUGAUAUUAAGUGGAGUAGCAUUUAAAGCACAAUGAAAAGCAUGAAGUUACGACGCUACAGUAAAGAUAUGCGAGUGCUCAGUAGAACCGGCGGGUAGGACAAACUGUAAGAACACCUUUUUUAAAUUCUCCUCACAACACUGUUUAGGGCCAUGCAGCCCUAACACUUCAUCCUACCCCUCUAUCUCAACAAAAACCGGGACACACUACCCCCUAGACGUGAACGAGCAAAACGGAGAGCUAAGGGUUAAGUGGUAGGGGCAAGGGGUGAAAUGGGAUUGGGCCUAAGAAAUGCCCCCUUCAGCCGUUAAAAGGGUAGCUCAACUAAACAAUAAAUGAGGUAAUAACUAACUGCUAAGAGUUUUCAGCCAGCAUUGCUGGAACCGUCCCUUUUAAAGAGGGGACUGACUGAUUCGAGAUCUGUUUUCUCAAGCUAAGUGAGUCACUGACCUCUGCUAGUCUAUGGAGCAUUAGAUGUAUGGAGUCAUAGACUUCUUUAUCUGCAUUAAGAAGCAUUACAGGGCAUGAACAGUCUGGUUUGGCCCGAGAAGCUGUUUACCACCCAAUGCUUAAGUAACGCUUACCAAACCUGUUUAUGGAAAGCAACCCAAAUGUGUUGAUAAAAAAAAGCCCCUUUAAUUCUGUGCAAAGUAUGUAGAACCACAUGGUCAUGUUUAGAGACAGGAGAACUUACCUGAGACCUUCUGGAGAUGAACUUGCCUUUCCCUGUAGACAGUGACCAUCUUUGCCUCUAUGGAGUCUUGAAUCAAGACAUCUAUGAUUUUGUACAUGUUUUGUAAAUAGAUAGAAAAAUAAACAUUUUUUUUUACAA